AGGGUGGUGGGGACGGGCCGGUGCCCCAGCGCUACCUGGAGGAACUCUUUGCCUCGUGGAUUUCUCGCCUGCCUGCGUCCCUUAAUCCCCCCUGCCUUCCUGCUGCACCCGCACCCGCCACCCUGGUCGCCCCAUGGCCGCCACCUGUGAGAUCAGCAACGUUUUCAGCAACUACUUCAGCGCCAUGUACAGCUCAGAGGACCCCGCGCUGGCCUCUGUGCCCCCCACGUCCACCUUUGGGGCUGAUGACCUGGUGCUGACCCUGAGCAGCCCCCAGAUGCCACUGGAGGCCACAGAGAAGGCCAGCUGGUCGGGGGAGCAGCCGCAGUUGUGGUCAAAGGCCCAGGUUCUCGACUGGAUCAGCUACCAGGUGGAGAAGAACAAGUACGACGCGAGCUCCAUCGACUUCUCGCGGUGCGACAUGGACGGGGCCACGCUCUGCAGCUGCGCCCCCGAGGAGCUGCGUCUGGUCUUUGGACCUCUGGGGGACCAGCUCUAUUCCCAGCUGUGGGACCUCACAGCCUCCAGCUUUCCUGACGAGCUCAGCUGGAUCAUUGAGCUGCUGGAGAAGGACAGCACGACCUUCCAGGAGACCCUGGGAGACCCCGGCCCCUUCGACCAGGGGAGCCCCUUCGGCCAGGAGAUGCUAGAUGACUGCCCACAGGCCAGCCCCUACUACCCGGGCAGCUGUGGGGCAGGAGCCCCCUCCCCGGGCAGCUCUGACGUGUCCACCGCAGGGACAGGAGCUUCUCAGAGCUCCCACUCCUCAGACUCCGGUGGAAGUGACGUGGACCUGGAUCCCACUGACAGCAAGCUCUUCUCCAGCGACCCCUUUCCUGACUAUAAGAAGGGGGAUCCUAAGCACGGGAAGCGGAAACGGGGCCGGCCCCGAAAGCUGAGCAAGGACUCCCGGGAGUGUCUGGAGGGGAAGAAGAGCAAGCACGCCCCCAGAGGCACUCACCUGUGGGAGUUUAUCCGGGACAUCCUCAUCCACCCGGAGCUCAACGAGGGCCUCAUGAAGUGGGAGAACCGGCGAGAGGGCGUCUUCAAGUUCCUGCGCUCCGAGGCUGUGGCCCAGCUGUGGGGCCAGAAGAAGAGGAACAGCAGCAUGACUUACGAGAAGCUGAGCAGGGCCAUGAGGUACUACUACAAGCGGGAGAUCCUGGAGCGCGUGGACGGCCGGCGGCUCGUCUACAAGUUUGGCAAGAACUCCAGUGGCUGGAAGGAGGAAGAGGUCGUCGCGAGUAGGAACUGAGGGUCCCACCAGAGCCGGAACCGCACGCAAGGACUCGAAGCCUGAAGCCCCUCCAGGGAGGACCCCGGGCCUCCGCUGUUGGGCACGCUCGCCGCUGCACUGAGGAGAGGAGACGAGGCUCUGGGACACUGACAGCCGUCGUCUGGAUUGGGGCCUGUGGCCUGUCCUCUCUGCCCUCCUCGUGGAAUUACAAGCCCUGCGUUUGAAGGACUUUGCUGACUACAUGCUGAAUGCAGCUUCUCUCAGGCCCAACCCAGACUCCGCUGCGGGCACCUUCCUCCUGCAGACGCCUGGACUGAGCCAAGGAGGCCGGGGAGGCUGCAGGGGCGCCGCAAGAGGGGCAGGACAGGCCCCACGCCCUCUCUGGACUGGCUCCCGCCCCCUACUCAGUGCUUGGACUCCGCAGGCGGGGGUCAGCGCACUCCCUAAUUUAUGUGCUAUAAAUACGUCAGAUGUACAUAGAGAUCUAUUUUUUCUAAGACAUUUCCCUCCCCACUCCUCUCCCACUGAGCGCUGGUGGCCAGACCGACUGUUCGAGGCUCUUGCUGGGCCAGUGACGGGGGGGGGUGAUGCUGGGACCCUCAGGCUGGGCUCCUGGCUCCUUUCUCUGGGAAUGGAGGCAGAGACCUCCAAUAAAGUGCCAUCUGGGCUUUUUCUAACCCUG
Molecule: messenger RNA, 1919 nt
Organism: Diceros bicornis minor
Lineage: Eukaryota; Metazoa; Chordata; Mammalia; Perissodactyla; Rhinocerotidae
Gene: ELF3
Product: E74 like ETS transcription factor 3
Exons: 9
Coding region: 134-1255 (373 amino acids)
Biological process (GO): cell differentiation; regulation of transcription by RNA polymerase II
Cellular component (GO): nucleus
Molecular function (GO): sequence-specific DNA binding; DNA-binding transcription factor activity, RNA polymerase II-specific
Source: RefSeq, a predicted model, not a curated record